ACCACGACGUGAAGCUGCUCGCCUCUGCGGCGAUGGCUCUUUAUCUUGAAAUAGCUCUGUAGCAAUCAGGGAAGUGCGCGUACGUCAGUAUGCAGGUCAGCGCGCUCCUAAAAGCUGGCCCUAUAACCUGGCGUUAAGCUGUUGUAAUUCCUCAAUUCCUCACUUAUGGAGGUGCAGUGUUACCUUAUCUCCUACGAUACCCGGUGGGGUACAGCACGUAAGGUGCGGUCACGUACUUGAUUCAUUUGGCAGUGACCCUAUAGCUGACGUCGGGAGCAAGGAGGAGUACCCGGAGGAGCGGAGCGGCUUCGGGUCCCCGACGCGUGCCCGGUUGGCGGCGCUGCCCAGGUGAAUAUAUGUGAAUUUUGAACACAAGAUGGCUCAGAAGAGGAGCUCAAGUGGGCGGUCAUUCCCAUUAUUGUUGUUGAUUAUUGUUGUGGCCUUUGUUCAUUUGACUGUCUGCCCAUUUACAAAAGUGGAGGAAAGCUUUAACCUACAGGCUAUCCAUGAUGUUGUAUACCACCAACUGGACUUGGAUAAGUAUGAUCACCAUGAAUUUCCUGGAGUUGUCCCAAGAACGUUUCUUGGACCGAUCUUUAUUGCUGCUCUUUCCAGCCCAGCUAUAUACAUACUUUCCCUGUUAAAAAUGUCCAAGUUCUACUCCCAGCUGAUUGUCCGAGGAAGCUUGGGGCUCAGUGUGAUUUACACGCUAUGGAAGUUGCAAAAAGAAGUUAGAAAGCAGUUUGGAGCAACUACGUCAACAGUCUUCUGUCUCAUAACUGUUACUCAGUUUCACUUGAUGUUUUAUUGUACACGAACCCUUCCCAAUGUAUUUGCACUUCCUUUUGUGCUGUUGGCGUUGACAUUUUGGAUACAGCAAAAGCAGAGGCCAUUCAUUUGGUUCUCAUCUUUGGCAAUUAUAGUCUUCAGAUCAGAGCUCGCCAUAUUCUUAGGUCUCAUGCUUCUUGUGACGUUUUUAACCAAAAGGAUCUCCAUUUUAAAGAUACUUUCCCAUGCUGUUCCUGCUGGAUUUUUUUGGUUGGGGCUAACAGUGGCUGUGGACUCUCUGUUUUGGAGGCAACUUGUGUGGCCUGAAGGGAAAGUACUCUGGUAUAACACAAUUUUAAACAAAAGUUCCAACUGGGGAACAUCCCCCUUCUUUUGGUAUUUCUAUUCAGCUCUGCCUCGUGCUUUGGGAUGCAGCAUUAUAUUUGUACCUUUAGGUGCAGCAGAAAAGAGAACUCGGAUAUUACUUUUGCCAGCACUGGGCUUUAUUUUCUUGUAUUCAUUUCUUCCACACAAAGAGUUGCGCUUUAUCAUAUACACUUUCCCCGUCUUCAACAUAGUAGCUGCUAAAGUGUGCUCACGAAUACUGAAUAACUACCGGAAAUCUUGGCUGUACAAACUUGGAUCUUUUUUUGUUGUAAUGCAUCUUCUAGUUAAUGCUGCUUAUUCUGGAACUUCUCUGUAUGUUUCACAUUUCAAUUAUCCUGGAGGAGUAGCAAUUCAGAAGUUGCAUGAGUUGGUACCUUCAACAGCAGAGGUCUCUGUUCAUAUUGAUGUAGCUGCAGCACAAACAGGAGUCUCUCGGUUUCUAGAAAUCAAUUCAGAUUGGAGGUAUGACAAAAGAGAAGAUGUUAAACCGGGAGACCAGCUGAUGUUUUCUUACACACACAUACUGAUGGAAACAAACCCUCUUCAGAUAUCACAUUACAAGACAACUCACAGGCCUCUGGCAAAUAUACCUGGCAUCAGUAAAAUUGGGUUGAACCUUACUGCACUACCUCCUUUUACUUUAAACUUAAAACCAAAAUUAGUACUGUUGGAAAAACUUCCUCUAUCAUCUUGACUGUGAAUUUUAUGUAAGUCUUUUGAUGUAAUUUUGCUGAUGACUGAAUGAUCUAUGACAACAGCAGAUUAUCAUUCCAGCACUGCAGUUCAGCUUCUGUGAAAAGGUACAGAAAAUCUUUGUAUUGAUCAGUAUUUAGCUUCAUCCUGUUUAUUAUAUGAAUACUAUAACGCACUUCUAGUCAAUAUAAAGUCAAAUCUGAGUUAGAUAUUAUUAGAUGUGUUUGAGAGAGGCUGCUUACAAGUUUAGUGCUAUUACGCGAAAUGUCUACUUGAUUUGGGUAGCUAUUUCAUAAUGCGGCACAGGUAUGUCCUAAUUGUCCUAUAUAAGAUACAUAAUGGAACGAGAUCUUACUUUGGCAAUAACUUUAUAUGUAAUCUGUGUGUGCAAAGAUGUAUUACUCGAUAUAUCUGCAGGACUGUAACCCGCUUAGUUGUCAGAUUGCCUGUGUGAAACUUGAAUGAUGUUAUCAGCAUAGGAAAGCCAUAUUCAUUGUAGCUUCAUCACAAUACAUAAUUGUGCCCUGUGGGCUAUUAAACUAAUUAAAGUGAAAGGUUCACUUAAAAAGCAUUUGGACCUCUUGGCAACACUGUUUUGUAACAGUAUUAAACAGUAUUAAAGAAUGGUUAUCUUUAUUUCAGUAGAUCAUGAACGAGCACUGCGACUUGGAUUUCGCAGAAAAUAGUAUUUUAAAACUAUUUUCCCUUUUCUUCUGCAAUUGUAUCUUAAUUUGCAGUGCAAAAGUUUACCUACAAAAAUAUUUACUUGAAUACACUUGAAGAUAGGUGCUGUUUUAUUUCUGUAUUAAGUAGUCCCCUUGGAAAAGAAUAAAGAACCAUGUGUUAGAAUUGUAUAAAUUAGAAUAAAAUAGUAUGCUCUGUAA
This is a messenger RNA of Meleagris gallopavo (turkey), 2732 nucleotides long. NCBI's taxonomy places the organism in Eukaryota, Metazoa, Chordata, Aves, Galliformes, Phasianidae. The record is from RefSeq and is a predicted model, not a curated record.